UUUAUUUCUUCAUCAAUGCAAAUACAAAAUCUCGUUCCUGAUGGUACUUUACGCAAAGUACGUAACAACAUUGAUAGAUUAUUCGACAAGAAUUUAGCUGAUUUGAUUAGAGGAAUUAGAAAUAACAAGGAAAAUGAGUCUAGAUACAUUGGCGCUUGUAUUGAAGAUAUAAAAUCAGAAUUGCGGCAAGAUUCAAAUUUCGUCAAGGCAAAUGCGAUCGAGAAAUUAGCUUAUCUCCAAAUGCUUGGUUAUGAUAUUUCUUGGGCUUCUUUUAAUAUUAUUGAAGUGAUGGCCAGUACCAAAUUUAAUGAAAAACGGAUUGGAUAUUUUUCUGCAACACAAGCCUUUAAUGAUGAGACAGAUGUUUUAAUGCUUACUACAAAUUUAAUUAGAAAAGAUUUGCAAAGUUCAAAUAUUUACGAUGUUGGAGUUGCUUUAAGUGGUCUUUCUUGUUUUGUUACUACAGAUUUGGCUCAAGAUCUUGAAAAGGAUGUUAUUAAUUUGCUCUCUUCAAGUCGUCCUUAUGUUCGUAAAAAAGCUCUUUUGCUUCUCUUCAAAAUGUUUUUAAAAUAUCCUGAUACUCUAAGAACGAUGUUUCCAAAGUUAAAAGAAAGAUUGGAGGAUCAAGAUCCAGGCAAAAAAUUUAAUUUUAGAUUUAAAAACUUUUGA
This is a messenger RNA of Meloidogyne enterolobii, 669 nucleotides long. NCBI's taxonomy places the organism in Eukaryota, Metazoa, Nematoda, Chromadorea, Rhabditida, Meloidogynidae. The record is from the annotation of a GenBank genome assembly.